GUGCAAAAGAUAACUGGCUCGACGACCCGACGCGACGCCGAGAUAUCGGCGCCUGCGCCCCCUCGCAGCUCUUUACCAGUCAGUAGCCACCAGACCACCGCGCAGUACACACCACCACAAACCACACGAACAAUUCGUAAUUGAAAAUGGGUUUGGAUAUCAAGUCAGUGCUGGUGGUGGACGGCGUGGGAGCCAACUGUGCCGAGAUCCUCAACUCUCACGGCAUCAAGGUCGUCACCAAGGCGAAAAUCACCAAAGAAGAGCUACUCAAGGAGAUUCCAAAUCACGAAGGUUUGGUGGUAAGGUCUGCGACGACGGUGACCAAGGAGGUGCUUGAUGCAGGCAAGAAGCUGAAGGUGGUAGGCAGGGCCGGAGCUGGCGUGGACAACAUCGACGUAGCCGCUGCCGGUAGCAAGGGCAUCGGGGUUAUCAAUGCACCUGGAGCCAACGCGUUGAGUGCGUGUGAGUUGACGUGCGGGCUGAUGCUGGCGCUGUCGCGUCACGUGGUCCCGGCGGCUGCGGCCCUGCGGGCGGGGCGCUGGGAGCGCACGCAGCACACGGGUUCCGAACUGGCCGGCAAAACACUCGGGGUGCUCGGCCUUGGCAGGGUCGGCAGAGAAGUCGCCACACGCAUGCACGCUUUCGGAAUGACGAUCGUCGGCUUCGACCCGUUCGUGUCGGCCGAGCAGUGCAAGGAGUUCCACACCACAAAGAUGGAGCUCGACCAGAUCUGGCCCGUGGUGGACUACAUCACCCUCCACACUCCACUCAUCGACUCCACUAGAAACUUCAUCAAUGCCAAAACGCUGAAACAGUGCAAGAAGGGCGUGAAGAUCAUUAAUGUGGGCAGGGGAGGAUUAAUCCAAGAGAAAGACUUACUCGACGCCCUACAAUCCGGACAGGUUGGUGGUGCGGCGCUGGAUGUGUUUGAACAGGAGCCUCCCACAGACCCCCUGACCCUGGAGGUCAUCCAGCACCCAGCCGUCAUCGCCACUCCGCAUUUAGGUGCAUCAACAAAGGAGGCGCAAGUGCGAGUAGGACAGGAGAUCGCCGAGCAGUUUGUCAACCUGGUGAAGCCUGGCACGUACCCCACCCCGCUCGCGGAGGUCACCCGUGUACUCAACAAGUGAAUACUAUCUCAUAAUCACACCAUGUAGGCGACACAUACGCCUAUUGACUAUUCUACCGUACGUCCUGAAGUUAUAAUGCCGUGAACCAACAAGUCAUUCAAACUUUUUCACUCCACAGAUCCAAAAAAAUAUAUAAGUACUUAUCUGAUUUUUUUUUAUAUCACUGCAUUAUAUCUUGAGGACGACAGUAUUACAUCUACGCAUUUAUAAGUUUGUUAUAUUCGUAUUAUGCUACUAAAUAAAUUAAUGUUAAAAUUAAUAACAUUUUUAUUCCUUAACGUAGCUGGGUGUAUAUAUUGUACACAAAGUUAAAGUCAAUGUAUCGUCUGUCUACCCCUGCGGGGAUACAGACGUGAUGCAAUGUUACGUGUUCAUUAAUAAAUUAAGCACCUUUCCAACAUAA
Messenger RNA from Pectinophora gossypiella (pink bollworm), 1533 nucleotides. RefSeq names its product D-3-phosphoglycerate dehydrogenase. The coding region runs from base 147 to 1130 and encodes 327 amino acids. The transcript is spliced from 8 exons. The record is from RefSeq and is a predicted model, not a curated record. Gene Ontology annotation, molecular function: phosphoglycerate dehydrogenase activity; NAD binding. Lineage: Eukaryota; Metazoa; Arthropoda; Insecta; Lepidoptera; Gelechiidae.